Messenger RNA from Musa acuminata AAA Group (dessert banana), 2324 nucleotides. Its product is annotated as reticulon-like protein B12. Bases 1445 to 2176 code for a protein of 243 amino acids. Lineage: Eukaryota; Viridiplantae; Streptophyta; Magnoliopsida; Zingiberales; Musaceae. The record is from RefSeq and is a predicted model, not a curated record. The transcript has 5 exons.
CUUGGGUGAAGAAGUUACCUGAAAAGUAGCUUCUUAGUAUAUGACAAAUCGACAAACUUAGUAAGUGAUUAAUGUAUAGUUUCAAGUACAUGUAAAUAUAUAUCAUCAGAAGUAAUUCUCUUCGGCAGUAGACUUUUGCUAAUUCUUGUAGGAGACUAGUAGCGUCUGACUCUUACCUUCAUUGCUGCCUUCGUUUUGUAUAAAUGUGAUGUAGUAUUGUUUCUGAGUCAUCCGGUAUCAGUUGUUUUCUGCAUUAUUUAUUCUGAUACUUUAUGCCCCAGUACAAAUGUGAUUUAAAUUGCUUGUGCUGUAUGGGUAAUGUCUUUAGUUUGUCCAAAUUUCUUGAUGUAAUGUGCCAGCCAAAUUGUGAAAUACAAGACUCAGAUGUUCUUUUGAUUGGUGUUCUCUUGAUAAAGUUAGUAAUUCAUGUACAGUUGCAAUUGCCCGGUAAAUGCAGUAUUGAAAGCAAUACUCCUCAUUUCAUGAGACCUGCCUGCAAAUAAUCCUUGCCUGACUCUUAACUUGAUUUCUGCCCUUGUUUUGUAUAAAUGUGUAGUGGUGUUGUUUCUGAGCCUUUCAGUAUCAAUCAGUCGUGUUCUUGCAUAAUUUCUCCAUAUACUUCAUUCCCUAAUAAUAAUAUUGCUCUUGUUUGUCCAAGUUUCUCAACGUAAUAAUUUGUGAGUCAAAAAUUGUGCCAUAAAUAUCUUCCAGAUGUUCUAUUGAUUCAACUGCUUCUUUGCAUGGUUAUUCAUAAUUAGGAGAAAUCCUUUCAUGGCACAUGAUGAUGAUGAUGUAUCAUCUCGUUUGGAUUUUGGUUUUGCUAUCGAUUUAUCACUCUAGAUUUUUGGAGGGUUUGUUUUACUUGUUUCCACGAUGCGAAAGUUACCAGCAAUUGUUAUUCACUUUGAUAUUAUUGUUUGAUUGCUGGUAUUCAACAUAAAAAUGUUUUAGUAUGAGAAACAUUACAGACUUAAAUGCAUAAUAGCAUACAAGCUUGAAAAGGGUGGCACUGCACACGACCCUUUUUUAGGAUAACAUUUGUUUACCACAUAGCCAAUCUGUUAUAUACCCAACAAACCCUUAUCUUUUGUGUUAUUGGCUUUGCAUUACGCGAACGAGCGUGGCUUUAACUAAGGGUAAAAGAGGAAGAAGACGAAGAAUAAGUAGCUGCAGCGGCGAUGGGGGCGGGAGGACUGGCCUUUUAGGCUGGUGUCCCAUUCCUCGCUGCGCCUUCUCCUUUUUCCACCCACCCCCCUUUCCCCUCUCUCGCUGUCCGAAGAAGAAAGGUGGAGCGGCAGCUUAUUUCUCUUCACCAUGAUCUCCGUCCAAGAUCAACCGGUGGCAGGAUCCUCUCCGGAGCUGCAACGAUCGCUUCACGAGAUCCUCGGCGGUGGAAUCCAUGCUUUCUCCCGUAGAAAUCCGACACUGAUUUGGUUUAUCUUGAAUGGAUCCGGCGUUACUGUACACUGUAUGGGACAAUCGUACCUUCUUCGUUCUUCUGUGGGAAUCGAUCGGAACCCUAAGCGUAAUUAUAAGGUGUCUGAUGCAGCACCCGUUUGUCGGUCUCCAUUUAAUAUCAGAACUGUGUUUGACAGUUGCGGAUGUGAUCCUUUGGAGGAGAAAGAAUGUAACGAUAGCGAUACUGCUUGGUGCACUGGCUUCUUGGCUGGUUUUUGAAGUGGUGGGAUAUACGCUAUUGUCUCUUGUUUCAAACGUUCUGCUGCUGCUGAUUUCCAUCCUCUUUCUGUGGGCAAAGGCUGCAGAAGUCCUUAACAGGCCUCCUCCGCCCAUGCCAGAGAUGCACCUCUCAGAAGAAAUGAUAUAUGAAGCUGCAGUUUUGUUCCGAUUCCAUGUGAACAAGGUCCUAUCUGCUUUCAAUGAUAUUGUACAGGGAAAGGACCCAAAACUUUUCUAUACAGUAGCUCUGUGUCUAUGGCUGAUCUCCAUGGUUGGUGGGUUGACUGAUAUGCUCACUUUGGGUUACACAAGUAUUGCAAUCAUCCUAACAGUCCCGGCACUGUAUGAGAAGUAUGAAGACGGCCUGGACCAAUGUGUGAAGUUGGCUCACAUGCAAGUGAAGAUGUACGAGGCAGUAUACACCGAGUGUCUUAACAAAUACUUUAUAAAAGCUAAGAAGUGGAUUUUGGAAAAGAAAAAAUUAAUUACUGAUGUAUGACUAUGCCAUGGAACAUCUUUCGGUUUUCCUCCUUUUAUCAUCAUUAUCAGAACAGAGUUUUUGGAGUGGUCUGUCUGUAGCAUCAGAAACAUUUGUGCAGUUCUUUCAAUUUCUUGGCAAUUCUUAGGAAGGAUUUCAGUGGAUUUCA